GCGGGCGGGGAGGCACUUCCGCCACCAGGACGUGUUCAUUGUAAAAUCUCGCUUGCUGUGCAGUGCAAGCAUUGCAGCGGUUUUUAAACUAAAUGAAAGGCUUGGUUAUUUUUUUCACCGGCGGUUUAUCCUUGUUGUUUUAAUCCCCGGAGGACCCGGGCGGUUGUGCUCAGAAGCCGCACAGCGAGGGUACUAUCAUUUGCACGUCCAGUCCUGCCUGGCAUUGAAUUGCACACUGUCUGUCGCUUUCUGUUCUCUGUAAGCGGUGGCGGAGUAGCAAAGGGGGAAAAAAAAGUGCAUUUCAAAUGAUUUUCUUUUAAAUCGCACGCUGCUUGCGACGGUUUGUUUUCAGAAAUGUGUUAAGUAGGACUUGGCUGUAUGUUGGUGCGGGAGGACGAGUCUGUUUGGAAAGCUGCAGCGCUGAUUCAGUGCUGGUUUGGCGUCGUGUUGUGUUGGGUGGCUGCCGGCACAUCGUUAUCAUGACGUGCUGAGCGAGAGGCCUCCGGUUGAGUCUCAUAAUAACAGAUCCUAUUCGGAGAUCGCCUGGUUUAUCUUUAGUAACAUCGUAUCACACGCUGUAUAGUGUUAUUGUUGUAAUUAGUGGCGAGGAUAUAUACUUUUUAAAAUAUAAACUCGCUGUUUGUUUAACUUUGCGUGCAGUGUUGUUUACUCUUGUUGUUUGAUCGACUGCAGCUCUUAAAUUCUCUUUUUCUGUUUGUUUAAUGCCACUACAGACCGCAAGUACCGCAAUAAUAACAAAUACACGGAAUAUCUGUUGUUUUAAAACAAUACUGUCGCCUUUAAGGAUUCUCGGAGCGCGCAUUUUUAAAUAGCUUCGUGGCGUUUGAGAUUCUAGCGAAGUAAAGCUUUCGAGGUUAAGAAACGAAGGAAGCGAUGAAUGGGUUCAGUACCGAGGAGGACAGCCACGACGGCCCUCCGGCUGCCCCGUUUUACGGCCAGAGCUGCUGCCUGAUCGAGGACGGGGAGCGCUGCGGCCGAUCCGCCGGGAACGCCUCCUUCAGCAAGCGGAUCCAGAAAAGCAUCUCUCAGAAGAAACUCAAGCUGGAUAUCGACAAAAGCGUCAGGCAUCUGUAUAUCUGUGAUUUCCACAAGAACUUCAUCCAGAGCAUUCGCAACAAGAGGAAGAGAAAGACCAGUGAUGAUGGGGGGGAAUCUCCGGACCACGAUGCAGAAGUGCCAGAGGUUGAUUUGUUUCAGCUGCAGGUGAACACACUGCGCCGUUACAAAAGGCAUUACAAGCUACAGACCAGACCUGGCCUCAACAAAGCUCAGCUGGCGGAGACUGUCAGUCGCCACUUCAGGAAUAUCCCCGUGAACGAGAAGGAGACCCUGACCUACUUCAUCUACAUGGUGAAAAGCAACAAGAGCCGGCUGGAGCACAAAUCAGAAAGCAGCAAGGCGCUUGAAUAAGUGUGCGCCUUUCUCUUUCUUUACUGCUUUGAACAACUGCUGGGGUGCACACCAAGCAUGCUGGAGAGAGAGAGUGCAUUGCAGGCAGCCAGACCUCCCUCCUCAAGACUGCGGAUCCAUUCAAAACUGUAGCUACGAUGUAUAUUACACAUGCAUACGCACAGCUUGGGACAAAAGUGUUGCAUUACCCAGAACUAGGAUUGAGACAUAAAAAACAAAAUAAAACUAUAUGAACCAUAUCAACAACAGUAUUUAAAUUUGUCAGGUUUUCGUUAAGUAUAUUGAAAACUACAAAGCGGUAUGUAAUUCAAUGUAUUAGCGUAACAUUAUUCAGCAGGUUUCAUUCAGCUUUAUGAAGCACAAUGAGUUCAUUCUAUAGGGUGAUGCAAAACUUUUGGACAUAGCUGUAGAUAUUGUAUAUUAAAUUAUGAGUGCAAAAGCAUUUGGUUUGGAAAAUGUCGUAUCCCUACACAGUGGGGGGGUGGCAUUUUUGGAGCUAACUGUUAUUUUGAAAACAUUUCACGUGAGUGAUGUGAUUGUGUGCCAAAACACAAAGAAAAUGAGAAAUCUGUGUUCUUGCAAAAUAAGAGAUGAAAGCCGUACGAUACAAGACUGGCAUGAAAACCAGAUUGAGAUCGAUGUGGGGCUGUGCAGCCGAGAGAAGGUUGUUACAGAAUUAGGGAAACGUGUGCACGCUCUAGAGAGAUGUGUUACUGUCCCAGUGCAGGACGGCAUGUUCCUGAGACUGGGUGCAGACGCAGUGCAUUGUGGAGGGGGGGGUUGUUUUACAUAUUGAAUAUCUCGAUUCGGGGCAGUGUGUACUGCUCACCCCUCAUUAAGAGCUAGCACAUGGUCACAUGUUUCAUAUUGUUUUCUACACAGAGGGCUCGAAUGGAAACACAUGCAAGUGUAUGAUUUGAUGUGUUGACACGAGUGUGGAUUUUAAGAUUCCUGAAUGUGUCGUUGUUGUGUCCCCUAAAGCUAAGCUGUG
Molecule: messenger RNA, 2422 nt
Organism: Acipenser ruthenus (sterlet)
Lineage: Eukaryota; Metazoa; Chordata; Actinopteri; Acipenseriformes; Acipenseridae
Product: histone deacetylase complex subunit SAP30L
Exons: 4
Coding region: 895-1431 (178 amino acids)
Biological process (GO): regulation of DNA-templated transcription
Cellular component (GO): histone deacetylase complex
Molecular function (GO): protein binding; transcription coregulator activity
Source: RefSeq, a predicted model, not a curated record